UGGUUGGUUAUAUACACGCCUUCAAGACUCUCAAAGGUCGUAGCGGCUUGUAGUUUUCUCAGUCUACAAAAGAGAGAGAGAGAGAGAGAGAGAGGGAGAGAGAGCUGUAGAACAACCAUCAAGAUGAUCAUCCCUGUUCGCUGUUUCACUUGCGGCAAGGUAAUUGGGAACAAAUGGGAUACGUACCUUGAUCUUCUCCAGGCGGACUACGCUGAAGGAGAUGCUCUGGAUGCACUGGGUCUGGUUCGUUACUGCUGUAGACGGAUGCUCAUGACUCAUGUUGACCUCAUUGAGAAGCUUCUGAACUACAAUACUCUGGAUAAAAGUGAGGGCAGUUGAGGAAACACUACGGAGUGGAGUUAUGAAGGGUUAGAAGUUGCUUGUUUUGCAUGAUCUGUUGGAGGUGUCUUCGCAUGAACACUGUUUCCAUUUGUUCGGGUGGUCGCUGCAGUCACAUUCAUGGUUAAAAUGGUGGAUCAAUUUGGUUGUGUAAAACAUAACAAAGUACUGAUGUAGCAAAACGAAAAUACUUUUGAUGGUGUUUUUUGUGGAAUGGUUUUAUAUAUACAUAUGCAGCCUAUCCAUCUAAUUUUAGUUUUCUAGUGUUGGAAGAUUUUAUGAUAUUAAUUAUUUUUGUUA
This is a messenger RNA of Ziziphus jujuba (common jujube), 639 nucleotides long. Its product is annotated as DNA-directed RNA polymerase subunit 10-like protein. The coding region runs from base 124 to 339 and encodes 71 amino acids. Gene Ontology annotation, biological process: transcription by RNA polymerase II; transcription by RNA polymerase I; tRNA transcription by RNA polymerase III. Gene Ontology annotation, molecular function: DNA-directed RNA polymerase activity; zinc ion binding; DNA binding. Gene Ontology annotation, cellular component: RNA polymerase I complex; RNA polymerase III complex; RNA polymerase II, core complex. Lineage: Eukaryota; Viridiplantae; Streptophyta; Magnoliopsida; Rosales; Rhamnaceae. The record is from RefSeq and is a predicted model, not a curated record. The transcript is spliced from 4 exons.